Molecule: messenger RNA, 7613 nt
Organism: Zootoca vivipara (common lizard)
Lineage: Eukaryota; Metazoa; Chordata; Lepidosauria; Squamata; Lacertidae
Source: RefSeq, a predicted model, not a curated record
CCGACGUACACACAUUAAGCAGGGAUCAGCCCAGGCUCAGCAUCCCCGAGGGGCUGCUCUGUGUGCUUCCUCCUCCUCCUGCCGCCCUGCUGCUGAGUCGCUCCUGGGUUUCUGUGCCUGCAGUACAGAGUGGAGGAAGGAGCCAUGAAUCUCGGGGAUGGUUUAAAGCUUGAAACUGAAAUACUGGAUGGAAAACCUAGACUGAUAGUGGCGCCUUGUGUGAGUAAAUCCAAACCAAGUGUAAAGCAGAUGUGUAAUAAAAACAAAACAUUUAAACAUACAUUGAGAACAAAACAGAAUGGGCAUAUUCUGAAAUCAUUGCACACUUCCUGUGAAAAGAGUGAAUGUUUUACGAAACAGAAAGUGGGAUCAAGACUGUCCCUGACAAAAGAUGGGAAAAAUAGUGAAACUUUGAUAUCUACUAAGGAUUCAUCCAAAGAACCUUGCAAUAAAGACAACACCUUUAUCAUUCAAAAAGACAACACAACUGCAAAGCCAGGUAACACCAGAAUUUCAAUUAAGAAACCUCCGGAAUCAAACAAGAAGCUCAAAAAACAUCCUGUUUCCAUCGAGGAGCUAAGGGACAAUUUGGUAUGUUUAACACAACAGCAGCUUGAACAGAUUUUGAUGGCUGUAAAAGAAGCAACUGCAGGAACCUCUCAGCUUCAGGAUGAAAAGAAGGAAAAAAGAAUAACAAGCAGUGCAGAUAGCAACAUUCCUGCUGAUCAGACCACAGAAGAAAACAUAAUGGGAUUACUCCAAAAGGCUGGUGAAGUUCCAUCUGUUCCAAGUGAACAUAGCUUCAUUUCAAACAAAAACCAAGGAAUAUCCAAGCAGGCUGAACAGAAAGCUAUCGCCAGGAAUUCGUGGAAACCAGCUGAUAUAUUUAGUGCUUUGGGAGAAAGAGAAAGGGACAAAACCUUAUUAGAUGCGAAGAAGUCUCAGUGGAAGAAGGAACUAGAUGAACAGAUAGCUUUCAAGAAGAAACUGAAAGAAACUUUGGAAACAGAGUCCAAAUAUCACCUGAGGCAGAAAAUGGAUACAGUAAGCUGUAGCUUCAACAAGGGGCAAAUGACUCAGAUGGCAUUUUCAGAUGACUUCAGUGCUGCAACGGAAGAUACCCACAUUUGUAGAACUUUGACCACUGAGGCUAGUGAAACUUCACCCAGUGUUUCAAGUGGCCAAACUGGACAGUUUUCUAGUUUCAGUUCUCCUGAUUUACCAGCUGCUAUUCGAACAGCAUUUGUGUUAGGGGAAGCGACACCAGUAGAGCAUCCUUUUAGUGCUGUAAAACGUGAGCAGCAGAGGAAGUGGCUUGAAGAACUUGAUAAACAAAAAGAAGCUGACAGACUACGAAAACUUGAAGAAAAGUGUAAUUUAUCCAAGGGUGAAGAGCAUGACAAGUGGACAAUGCAUUUUGAUUCUUUCAGGAAUCACGCUAAUUCAUUUUCACAAUACCCUUUAAAUACAACAUACAAAAAGCAGCCUGAAAUUUUUCAACUUUCACCUGAACCCCAGCACCAGACUGCUUUUACACCUACAUCUGCAUGUCAUCUCAUGCCUUCAGAAGUGGAGAUUUCAGGAAAGGCAAUUGGAAACAUUUCAGAGCCAAAUCAGAAAGCCAGUUUCCUUCGCUCAAUGACUGCCCUCCUGGACCCUGCUCAAAUUGAGGAGAGAGGAAGGAGACGGCAAAAAGAAUUAGAACAUCAGAAAGCCAUAAUGGCUCAAGUGGAGGAAAAGCGGAAGAAAAAACAACUUGAAGAGGAACAAAGAAAACAAGAAGAACAAGAAGAAGAGCGCCGACUUGCAAAAGAGCAGGAACUGAUGAAGAAGCAGUUUGAAGAUGAUCUGCUCAAACAAAAGCAAAAAGAGGAGAUAAUGACCGUUAAAACAAAUGAGCUAUACCAGACAAUGCAAAGAGCUCAAGAGCUGGCGCAGAGGUUAAAACAGGAACAGCGCAUGAAAGAUUUGGCUCAGAAGGGGCAUGAUAUUUCCAAACUGCAGAAGAAUAUUGGUGGUGGUGAUGUACCAUGUGAAAGUUACUGUACUGACCUGAAUGGCUUUUUUGAUACUCGUGAUAAUAAUGAUCACUGUUCUGGAGAGAACAGCAGUCUAAUGAAUCAGGAUGUCAAAACUAUUCUCUCUCCUCGGAAAGACACUGCUGUUCAGACAGAUAUUUUUAACGUUGACGUGCACCCCAAUUCUGAGAUUUGCACUAAGCAAACUGGGAAAGGAAGAGCAGACUGUGAAUCUCCAGGUAUUGCUGCAGAAUAUAAAGCAGACUUCAGAAGCAAAAAGUGCAAGAAAGAGACACAGUAUCUAGAUAAAAAGAAGAUUUCAGAAAAAGAGAAUAUUGUCAGCUACAGCAAUCUAUAUGAACAAUGUGCACAAAAACAGAAGCAAGGCAAGGCAAUUGAAAGGAAUUGGAAAAAACCAGACUGGAACAUAAACAAACCUUGCAAAAGGUAUAUCCCAGCAUCAGAAAAAUAUCCAAGAUGUAUGCAAAGGCAAAGGGAAGAAAAGAAAGCUAGACGACAAAUGGAACUGCUUCAGUUGGUUGAAAGAAAUAGUCCUGGAAAUCUCACUCAGAAGAAAGGCAUUUCUCCAGAUGAACCCCCCUCACUUCAGCAUGAAUGUGAUGUUAAGAAUAAGGAAGAACAACCACCAGAAAACCACUUAGGUGAACAAAGAUCUGACUCGCCACCCGUUCCAGCAGUUAAAAACAGAUUGCCGCAGCAAAUAAAGACUCCUGAUUUCGAAGCUCAUAAUAGCAAUGACGGAAGAGAGAAAAGUACCUAUACAGAUAAGCAUCAGAGUGAAACAGCACCUCAAAGUGCUGAAACUGAAAGGCCACCUUCUUCUCACUUUGUUCCUUACGUGCGAACAAAUGAAGUGUAUUACCUUGAUCCAGAUGCACCCAUGACCAGGCCUUCAACACAUGAUCCACAAUAUCAGCAGCCAAACGAUGCUUGCCAUACACCACGACAGAUUUUUAGCUCCGAUCACAUAAGGGAUCCACUUUUUAAUCCUAAUGUGGUGAGAGACAGACAGCAGGCCAUACUCAAAGGACUUUCAGAACUACGACAGGUACUGUAUUAUCUGGAUUGAUAAUUUAGUUUGAUUGGUAUUCCAUCUUUCAUAAAGGAACAAUUCUCUUUUCUGAUCCUAACUUCUUAGCAUCUGGUUGUCUUCACAUUCUAUUUAUAUCCUCUUGAGAGGGAAUUCUCAUUUAAUGGGACCUAUCUUAUGAAUUAAUGGGUAUAUAUUUCAUUUAGUUUUUAUUAUGUUUAUUUUAAACAGUACUACCAAUAUUUAUUAAUUGGAACCUAUCUAAAAUCUAAUUAAUGGGCAAUAAAAUAUAAUGUCAGGUGUGGAUCAGCUCUCAUGGGCAUGCACGUUAUUUUCUCAUUCUAUAGUAACUUUAUGCGGACACACAAGAGCCUGUCUACAUAUUGCACAGAAUUGGCUAUGCACCAUAUCUUUCCACAGGUGGAUAGAUGAUGAAAUAUUUUUGACAUUGAGGAGGGUUUAUAAAAAAAUAGCUUCCCCAGAAACUGCAAUUGAAAGUGGGUACAGUCCAGAUAUUUCCAGCACCUCAUUCUGUGUAAUAUGUAGAUUUGGCUUUGAGAACUUUCCAAAAUUCUUGUAUCCAAUUUAUUUUUCAGUUGAACAUUUGACAUGAUUAUGAAAUAUACUGUUUCAGACACCCUAAACUUUACUUUGAAGAAAACAUACCUUUGUUGCUUAAAUAGUAAAUGAACAGGGUAGAAAGAAAUUAUUAUUAUUAUUAUUAUUAUUAUUAUUAUUAUUAUUAUUAAAUGAAUGACAAUGAAAGUUACUUUGGUAUUAGUUUGCUUGCAGCAUCAGUAAAUUAGUGGAUGACUAAUAACUGGCAAUCUGCAUGUUGGCUGCUGUACGAGAGGGAAUGUAAAAUUAUGCUGUGUGUAUAAAUUGCUCUUUAAAAAAGAUUUAUAUAGGUACAUCUUUUCCAUCAACAUUUUGAUUAAUGCACAGCUGACAAUUGAGUUGAAUGUUUUCUUCCUCUCAGUCACAUUAUUCUAAAAUCACUUUACUUACUUGAUUUAGACCAGGGGUUGUCAACCUGGUCCCUACCAUCCACUAGUGGGGGUUUCAGAAUUCUAGGUGGGCGGUAGGGGGUUCUACGGCACAAGCUGAAUCCUUCCAUCCAGCACUGGUGGGCGGUAAGAAAAUUUUACCACCAAGAAGGAUGUAUUAGUGGGUGGUAGGUAUAAAAAUGUUGACUACCCCUGAUUUAGACCCUACCUUUCAGUCCAAGGUCCCGAAGUCAUUUAUGAGGAUUGUUUUGUCAAAGGUCCAUACAUUUGAAAGGACGUGAAAAGUUUUUAAUUUCCUUCUGAAUUCACCGUUUAGUAUUCUGAUGUGACUACUACACAGCCCUCCUCUGUAUAUUUUAGAUUUAUAUCCUGCCUUUUGACCAGAAUGCCCAAAGUAGCUUGUAACAUCCAUAAAAUGCAAUUGUUACAAAACAUUCUGAUUUAAAAUACCAUAAAACAAAUGGAAUGGGGGUGAACUCCUUAGAAAUACUGAAUCCAUUACAUCAAUGGAUUGGAUCCAGAGAUCCCCCAUCUUGAAAUGGGCAUGCAGGAACUUAGAUCCAGUGGAGGGGGCUUUUGGUGAUGCCCCCUUUCCUGAAAAUCUGCCCCAGUAGGUUGGGGGAUCCUCCGGGACAAUGUGGCAGAUGGCAUGAGGACUGCUGGGGGAAGGAGGAACCAAUGAAUAACACCUUCCACUUUUGCCUACCGGAGCAUUCAGUUAGUGGAGUUCCGCCAAGAACAUGCCUGGAUCCAACUUUAUGAUUCUGUAUUGCAUUUAUACUUUGAUACAGUAUAUGCAUCAUAGGCCGGAGCAAUUUGUCCAGUUCUGAUACAAUUCUGAAUCCCAUAUAGCAUAAUUACUAGAGGUGACCAUAAAAAGGUCAUUGGACACACUGUUGUAAUUUUAUUUAUUAUUUGGAUUUAUAUCCCACACCUCACCCCCAUGGUCAUAGGGAUGGUUACAUCAGUAGAGGUAAAAACAAAUUAAAAACAAUAUAUAAACAUUAAAUAUUGAGAACCAACACACACACACACAUAGUCUUUAAGACAAAGGAGUUGUGGAAGUUUUAGAGUUAAAAUCUCAGUUUGUUCAUUGAAUGAAAACAGUGGUUCCAUAAUUUUGCAUCAAUUUCCCGUCCAUCAAUAGAGAGUGGCUGCAUAUGCCUGUUUUGUUAGUGUUCUUGAGUAAUGAAAAGAAAUGUAUAUAGGAAGAAAUAUUAUCCAUCUUCUUUAACCAUCAUGAAUCUUGCUUCCAUGAGCCCCACUUCCUUAGUUUCAUGGUUUACAUACAACAGUAUUCAAGUUUCAGGAAAAAAUUCCUUUCUCUCCUGGUGGUGCAAAAAUUGCAGGGCACCUUUUCCUCAGUGGAGUCUUCAAUCAGGUUUUUUCUCUGACACUCAAAUAUUCCAACCUCAUGUGGCGGUUCUGAUUGCUCUAAUACAGGGGUUUCCACACUGGUCCACAGACCUGGGUGUCCCGGAACAGAGAUGCAAGCAGGGUUCCCCUAGGUGGGAGGAAGAUCACUCAAUACAUUACUGAAGCUACAAAAUUGCUUCCGUGCCCUCAUCUCAGACACAGAUUCUUGGCCAGAGGAGCAAGUACAGUAGUUGCAGACCUCAGAACACACCAAGGUGACAGUGGAAGGGACAGGGUACAGAAUGAUUCCUGCAGCUCCCCAGAGAAUCAAGAGACUGGUGGUGACAUGUGACUACUUAUGAAGGGGCACAGAGGCAGCAGUGUUCAGAGGAAUGACUGUUUCAGUUGUCUCUACACAAAUACAUAGAGUAUGAGAAACAAGCAAGAAGAACUUGAUCUCUGAAUACAGGAUGGCAAAUACGACCUAAUAGGCAUUACUGGCACUUGGUGGAAUGAAACUCAUGACUGGAACAUAGGAAUUGGGUGCAACCUGCAAAAAAAGGUGAUCAAACAGGAAGGGAGUGGUAGUAUUAUAUAUAUAUAAAGGAUGGGUACACUUGUGAAGAAAUCUGUGACGAAGUAUGGAAGGCAGAUUGAGAGUAUAUGGAUUGUAGGAGAGGGAAACAAUAGUAACCUUACUAUAAACCUCCAACCCACACUGAGGACCUGGAUGAUGCCUUCCUAGAGCAGAUUAACAAACAUUCAAAAAAGGAGAGAUUUAGUAGCCAUGGGAGACUACAACUACCCCAAUAUAUCUGACAAGAAUAUAAGGCCCAACAAAUUCCUCAGUUGUCUUGCUGUCAGUUUCAUUUCCCAGAAGGUGGAAGAAGCAACAAGGGGGUUCUUUUGGACCUAGUCCUCACCAACAGGGAGGAACCGAUUCAUUAUACACAAUCAAGGGAAAGCUGAGUGUGGUCAAACAUGCACUCUGGACUUCAAGAAUGCUGGUUUCAACAAGCUUAAGGAACUCGGUCCAGUAUACCUGAAGGAGCGUCUCCCCCAUUUUUCUGCCCGGACACUGAGGUCCAGCGCCGAGGGCCUUCUUGGUAGUGGCACCCGCCCUGUGGAACGCCCUCCCAUCAGAUGUCAAAGAAAUAAACAACUACCUGACAUUUAGAAGACAUCUGAAGGCAGCCCUGUUUAGGGAAGUUUUUUAUGUUUAAUAGAUAGUUGUAUUUUAAUAUCCUGUUGGAAGCCGCCCAAAGUGGCUGGGGAAACCCAGCCAGAUGGGUGGGGUAUAAAUAAAUUAUUAUUAUUAUUAUUAUUAUUAAUUACUACUACUACUGGAAGAAGUCCCAUGAUCAGAAAUGUUCAAAGAGAAGGGAGUCCAAGAUGGAUGGGAGCUUCCUAAAGGUGAAAUACUGAAGGCACAAAGGCAGACAAUUCCAACAAGAAAAGUGGGAGACAACUAAAGAAACUGGUGUGGCUGCUUGAGGAACUUGCAGAUGAGCUGGGAUGUAAGAAGUGAACUUAUAUGAAAUGGAAGAAAGGAGAAAUCAUGAAGGAAAAGUGUACAUGAGUAGCCAACAGUUGCAGGGUGAAAGCCAAAGCUCAGAAUGACCUCAGCUUGCGAGAGAGGUUAAAAAUAAUUUUUUAAGGUUUAUGCGGCUAUGUUUGAAGCAAGAGGAAGAACAAGCAAGUAGUAGAUUCUGUGCAGGGAGAAGACAGAGAAAUGCUAUUGGGUAACAGAGAGGAGGAGUAACUAACUGCUCAACACCUACUUUGCCUCUCUUCAUCCAAAAGGAAAGCAGUGCCCAACCUGGUGACAACAGAAUAAAUGAUACAAGGAGGGAGCUGCAGCCCAAUAUAGGAAAAGAGGUGGUAAGGGAACACCUAGAUACUUUAAAUGAAUUCACAUUUCCAGGGUCUGAGCUGCACCCAAGGAUACUAAAGGAGCUUGCAAUCUCAGUCUAUAAUCUUUGAGAAUUAUUGGAGAACAAGUAAGGUCUCUGUGGACUGGCAGUGGGAAAAGGUUGUCCCUAUCUUCAAAGGGGGGAGAAGACCCAGGUAACUGUUGACCAGUCAGAUUGACAUUGAUACCAGGAAAGGUCCUAGAACAGACCAUUAAAUAUUCGAUCUGUGAGCACUUAGGAAAGGAUGCUGUGAUACCAAGACCCAGCA